AUGUCGCCAAUCUCGCUUCAUAACGGAGUGAAGGAGUCCCAAGGUCAGAGGAUGGACGCUGAGAACAAGGCACCAGUUUACCUCGAGGGUGCUACCUCUCCAAAGGGGAGUACACAAGAUGAGGGAGUACGGCCACCACACGACCCUUUGAGUUGGCCAAAAUGGAAACGGAAUACCCAAAUCCUGAUGAUAGCAGUCCAUUCCAUGGUCUCUACCUUUAUGGCUGCUGGUAUUGUCCCUGCAUAUGAUACCUUUGCAGAGAUGUAUGGUGUUUCGGUGCAUACAGUCACGUAUUUGACAUCCACUCAGAUCCUCCUCCUCGGAAUCGCUCCCUUUGUAUGGAAGCCCUUAACUACAAGGUUUGGCCGAUAUCAUAUCUGCGUCUUGUCAGUUUUGGGUAGCUUUCUAUGCAAUAUUGGGGGGGCAAGGUGCACGACUUUUGGAACGCAAAUGGCAACCCGAGUUAUUACUGCGUGGUUUAUCUCCCCUCCGAUUGCCAUCGGAAGCGGCGUGGUUACUGAACUCUGUUCCAAAGACGAGCGAGCGCAGAAGAUUGGAUGGUGGACGCUGUUAACCACUAUCGGAGUUCCCGCAGGUCCAUUCAUUAUGGGGUUUGUUGUUCAGCACAUUGGCGUCGAGUGGGUGUUUUGGCUCUUUGCCAUUAUCAACUUUUGUCAGUUCGUUGCAUACAUUCUUUUUGGAAAAGAAACAUUGUAUCCCAGGGAUUUGGAGGGGAACUUGGAACCACCGAAAGCUCCUAGCUUUCCCAGAUCCAUUUUCCCCCACCGGAUCGAUCCGCGCCCGGUAACCGCUACCGAUUUCAUCAGCCCGAUGUUCCUUUGCCGCUUUCCCCGUAUCCUCGUUCCGUCCCUCGCUUAUGCGAUUACAUUUGCCUAUGCGAACAUUGUCAUAGUUGUGGAGAUGCCAACUGCGUUCGGAAAAAAGUUCAAUUUCAAUGCCCAACAAAUCGGGUAUCAAUUCGUUGCAAUCAUCAUUGGUUGCGUGCUUGGUGAGCAGAUCAGUGGACGUAUGUCCGAUUCCUUCAUAAGGCUUCUUAAGCGGCGAAGAGGACAUGCUGCUCCAGCGGACCGAUUGUGGCUUUCUUAUAUCGGGUUCGCAACCGUUUUUGCUGGACUUUUGACAUGGGGUUUCCAACUUCAAAAUGCCACUACCUGGAAUGUCACUCCAUGUGUCGGCGCAGCGAUUGCAAGCUUUGGGAAUCAAAUCCUGACGACAACUCUCAUUACCUUUGCCGUCGACAGCCAUAAGGAAGUGUCCACCGAUAUUGGGAUGUUUGUAAAUAUUUGCAGGCAGAUUUACGGAUUUACGGGCCCGUUUUACUUGCCGCUCAUGUUUGAAAGAUUUGGCCUUGGGGGAGCUGCGGGAAUCUUUUGUGCUAUUGUCGCCGGUUCUGCGUUGGUCCCAAUUAUUGCAAUCCAAUUCGUGGCCACUCGCAAGCCGUGA
Messenger RNA from Uncinocarpus reesii 1704, 1464 nucleotides. RefSeq lists its product as uncharacterized. Gene Ontology annotation, molecular function: transmembrane transporter activity. The transcript is spliced from 3 exons. NCBI's taxonomy places the organism in Eukaryota, Fungi, Ascomycota, Eurotiomycetes, Onygenales, Onygenaceae. The record is from RefSeq and is a predicted model, not a curated record. Gene Ontology annotation, biological process: transmembrane transport. The coding region runs from base 1 to 1464 and encodes 487 amino acids.